AUGCAGUCCAUACUUCAAUAUCGACGAUUCGGGCAUCUUGCUGAAAACCACCUUGCAACAGACCCCGAGAAAGGUAUCAGAGCAUGGCAACAACCGACUUUCAGAAGGAUAAAACACUUCUCAGCAAAUGAAACUGAUCCAAAGGACUCUUUAUCGGGUGAUGAAAUGUCCGUGGCCUCAAGCCAAAAUACACUGCCCCAUCCCGACCAGCACAACCAAACGCACGACGACGAAAAAGCCUCCAUAAGCCCAAGUAUGGGUCGCUUGAAUGCGAGUGUUACAACCAAAGCAAGUGAAGGUGAUAAUUCAGAUAUUACCAAAGCGAGUGUUGUUGGAUUUGAGCCGACAUGUGACCCCAUGAACCCACGCGAUUGGACCUUCGGCAAGCGACUAAUCGUCACCAUCGUGGUUUCAUUCAUGGGCGUCAUUGUAGGGUGGUCUUCGUCCAUUGAUUCGGGAAUUAUACCACAGUACGCAGAGGAAUUCGGUGUAAGCGAAGUGGUGGCGUCUUUGUCUACAGGUCUGUUCUUGGUGGGAUUUGGAACGGGGGCAGUGAUGAGCGGCCCGUUCUCCGAAACUGUUGGGAGGAAUCCCAUUUAUAUUAUCACCUUGAUUGUGUUCAUGCUCCUGCUAGUAGGGGCUGGGUUGGCUCAAAAUCUCGCUGGACAGUUGGUAUGUCGAACAUUGGCUGGGAUUUUCGCUGCGACACCACUCGCAUGUGCUGGCGGUACUAUUGCCGAUGUUUGGACACCUGAAGAACAAGUAUUUGCCUUUCCAAUUUAUGCCAUCAUCUCUUUCUCAGGCCCCGUACUAGGGCCCGUGGUCGGGGGCUGGAUCGGACAGUCGAACCUCAGCUGGCGAUGGACCGAGUGGGUGACUUUAAUCGGAGCAGGGAUCAUCCUUAUUACUGUGAUCUUGUUUCAACCUGAAACAUACGCGCCUAUAUUGUUGAAAUGGAAAGCAAUGCACCUUCGCCGCGUGACUGGAGACGACCGAUACCGAGCAGAGAUCGAGCUCAGAGAGACAUCGCUACCUGCAAGAUUGAUGCUAGCGAUGUAUCGACCAGUGGUAAUGCUCGUCCAAGAGCCCACCAUCUUCCUUUUUUCCUUAUACCUGACGGUAGCAUACAUCAUAAUUUUCACCUUCUUUACCGGCUACGAAUUCAUCUACGAAGGCAUCUAUGGUUUAACCCAAGGCGAAACAGCUCUCUGCUUCCUGGGCCUAGCCAUUGGCCUCCUCUUUUGCGUCCCUCUAAUCCCACUGAACGCAAAGCUACGCGCCCGCGAUAUCACACGCACCAAAGAAACUGAUCCUGUUGGAAAGACACUUCCAGAAAGCCGUUUAUAUUGGGCAAUGAUCGGCGCCCCAGCCCUCCCCAUCUCAAUGUUCUGGAUGGCUUGGACCGCACGGCCGGAUAUACCGUUCUGGUCACCACUGGCAGCGUCAGUGUUGACCGGAUUCGGUAUGCUAUGCAUUUUUAUCACCUGCUAUCAAUAUCUGAUUGACACGUAUGGGACAUAUGCGGCAAGUGCUUUGUCGAGUUUGACGUUGAUGCGGUAUUUGGUUUCGGGGGCUAUGAUUGAGGUGUCUAUUCCGUUUUAUAAGAAUUUGGGGGUGCCAUAUACGCUUACUAUUCUGGGGUGUAUUAGUGCUGUUCUUGUGCCGAUUCCGUAUGUUUUCUACAGGUACGGGCCAGAUAUUCGGAGGAGAAGUAGGUAUGGUGGGAAUGGUUGUUAG
Messenger RNA from Aspergillus pseudotamarii, 1737 nucleotides. RefSeq names its product MFS transporter. The coding region runs from base 1 to 1737 and encodes 578 amino acids. Gene Ontology annotation, biological process: transmembrane transport. Gene Ontology annotation, molecular function: transmembrane transporter activity. The record is from RefSeq and is a predicted model, not a curated record. The transcript is spliced from 2 exons. Lineage: Eukaryota; Fungi; Ascomycota; Eurotiomycetes; Eurotiales; Aspergillaceae.